Messenger RNA from Peromyscus maniculatus bairdii (prairie deer mouse), 4744 nucleotides. The record is from RefSeq and is a predicted model, not a curated record. NCBI's taxonomy places the organism in Eukaryota, Metazoa, Chordata, Mammalia, Rodentia, Cricetidae.
GGUAGCCGGCCGGCCGUGCUCCCCACCCCGCUGGAGGGCGCUGGGAAGCCGACGACGUGCCCUGCUCCCUCGGCUGCCCGACCCCUGCCCUCUCCCCAGCCCGAUCUAGGAAAGCAGGCGUCCGCCUAGGCCGCCCUGCCCGACUCCAGCCCCUGCCAUGCCCGCUCCCCGCACCUCUCGGUGCAUGAGGAAAGGGAAGUCGAGACGCAGGCCGUGUGGUGGGGUGGUAGGGGACCGGGAGCGUUCGCGGGUGCCGCGGGUAGCACGCAGUUCUCCCGCUCCGCAGCUCCGAAGACUCCUCCAGGGCGCAGCCUGCCCCUGACGGCGCCGCCUCUUUGCCUUGCAGGCCCUUCUAGGCAACCCCCCCCCCCCCGGGGCUGUCCUGGUGGCCAGGCCCGGUGUGACUCGGGUCUGACCCUCGGCCGCCCGCCACCGUCAUGAACUUUGAGGGUCUGGAUCCUGGACUGGCCGAGUUUUCCCCAGCCAUGCACUCGACCCUGGACCCGGUCCUGGAUGCCCACCUGAACCCAAAUCUGCUGCAGAAUGUGGAGCUGGACCCAGAGGGGGUGGCCUUGGAGGCCCUCCCCGUCCAGGAGUCAGUGCACAUAAUGGAAGGUGUCUACUCGGAGUUGCACAGCGUGGUGGCCGAAGUGGGAGUGCCCGUGUCCGUCUCCCACUUUGACCUACAUGAGGAGAUGCUGUGGGUGGGGAGCCAUGGGGGCCAUGCCACUUCAUUUUUUGGUCCAGCCUUGGAGCGGUACUCAUCCUUUCAGGUCAACGGCAGUGAUGACAUUCGGCAAAUCCAGAGCCUGGAAAACGGCAUCCUUUUCCUCACCAAGAACAACCUCAAGUACAUGGCCCGAGGGGGGCUCAUUAUAUUUGACUAUUUGCUGGAUGAGUGUGAGGAUAUGCACAGUCUCCUGCUGACUGACAGCAGCACCCUGCUCAUUGGUGGGCUGCAGAGCCACAUACUGGAGAUCGACCUGAACACUGUCCAGGAGACUCAAAAGUAUGCAGUGGAGACACCCGGAGUCGCCAUCAUGAGGCAGACAAACCGAUUCUUCUUCUGUGGCCACACAUCUGGCAAGGUUUCCCUGCGAGACCUCCGUAGUUUUAAAGUGGAGCAUGAAUUUGAUGCCUUCUCAGGGAGUCUGUCAGAUUUUGAUGUUCAUGGUAACCUGCUGGCUGCCUGUGGCUUCUCUAGCCGCCUCACUGGCCUGGCCUGUGACCGUUUCCUCAAGGUGUAUGACUUACGCAUGAUGCGUGCCAUCACGCCACUUCAAGUACACGUGGAUCCUGCCUUUUUGCGUUUCAUCCCCACAUACACUUCCCGUCUUGCUAUCAUCUCCCAGUCGGGUCAGUGCCAGUUUUGUGAACCCACAGGCCUGGCCAACCCAGCCGACAUCUUCCAUGUGAAUCCCGUGGGACCCCUGCUGAUGACGUUUGAUGUGUCAGCCAGCAAGCAGGCCCUGGCCUUUGGGGACUCUGAGGGCUGUGUGCACCUCUGGACAGACUCCCCAGAGCCCACCUUCAACCCCUACUCCCGAGAGACUGAGUUUGCCCUGCCCUGUCUUGUGGACUCACUGCCGCCUCUGGACUGGAGCCAGGACCUGCUGCCCCUCUCCCUUAUUCCCGUCCCUCUCACCACUGACACGCUGCUCUCCGACUGGCCCGCUGCCAACUCCGCUCCCGCCCCCAGGCGAGCACCACCCGUGGACGCGGAGAUCCUUCGAACCAUGAAGAAGGUGGGCUUCAUUGGCUACGCACCUAACCCUCGCACCAGGCUGCGCAAUCAGAUUCCCUAUCGACUGAAGGAGUCGGACAGUGAAUUUGACAACUUCAGCCAAGUCACGGAGUCACCAAUAGGACGAGAAGAAGAGCCACAUCUCCACAUGGUUUCUAAGAAGUACCGAAAGGUAACCAUCAAAUACUCCAAGCUAGGGCUGGAAGACUUUGACUUCAAACACUACAAUAAGACACUGUUUGCUGGAUUAGAGCCCCACAUCCCCAACGCCUACUGUAACUGCAUGAUCCAGGUGCUCUAUUUCUUGGAGCCUGUUCGCUGUCUAAUCCAGAACCACCUUUGCCAGAAGGAGUUCUGCCUGGCAUGUGAGCUUGGCUUCCUCUUCCAUAUGCUGGACCUCUCCCGAGGUGAUCCUUGUCAGGGCAGUAAUUUCCUUCGAGCAUUCCGUACUAUUCCUGAGGCCUCAGCACUGGGCCUCAUCCUGGCCGAUUCAGAUGAGGCUUCAGGCAAGGGCAGUCUGGCCAGGCUCAUCCAGAGGUGGAAUCGCUUCAUUCUAACUCAGCUGCAUCAGGAUAUGCAGGAGCCGGAAGUACCCCAGGCUUAUCGAGCUGUUGGAGGCAGCAGUUUCUGCUCGUCGGGGGCCUCCGUCAUCGGGCAGCUCUUCAGCUGUGAGAUGGAGAACUGCAGCCUCUGCCGCUGUGGCAGUGAGACCGUGCGAGCCUCGUCCACUCUGCUCUUCACGCUCUCCUACCCUGAGGAUAAAACCGGGAAGAACUAUGACUUCGCUCAGGUGCUGAAGCGAAGCAUCUGCCUGGAGCAGAACACACAGGCCUGGUGUGACAACUGUGAGAAAUACCAGCCCACAAUUCAGACCCGCAAUAUCCGACAUCUGCCAGAUAUUCUUGUCAUUAAUUGUGAAGUGAAUAGCUCAAAAGAGGCUGAUUUCUGGAGAUUACAAGCUGAGGUUGCCUUCAAAAUAGCGGUAAAGAAAUUUGGUGGGGAAAUUAAGAACAAGGAGUUUACUUUGGCUGACAGGAAGGAACCAAGGAGUCCAGAGGGCUCGCUGUGCCCCUCCAUGGAGGAGCUGAAGAAUGUCUGGCUUCCGUUUUCCCUCCGCAUGAUGAUGACCAAGAGCAGAGGGCUGGACGUUUGCAGUUGGACUGAUGAGGAUGAGAUGCAGUGGGGUCCGGCCAGGGCAGAGGAGGAGCAUGGUGUCUAUGUGUAUGACCUGAUGGCCACUGUGGUACACAUCCUGGACUCACGAACAGGAGGCAGCUUGGUGGCUCACAUCAAAGUUGGCGAGACCUACCACCAGCGCAAGGAGGGCGUAACUCACCAGCAGUGGUAUCUUUUCAAUGACUUCCUUAUUGAACCUAUUGAUAAGUACGAAGCUGUGCAGUUCGACAUGAACUGGAAAGUACCGGCUAUCCUGUAUUACGUCAAAAGGAACCUCAAUUCCAGAUACAACCUCAACAUCAAGAACCCGAUUGAGGCCAAUGUGCUGCUGGCAGAAGCCUCACUGGCCCGGAAGCAGCGGAAAACACACACUACCUUCAUCCCCCUGAUGUUGAAUGAGAUGCCACAGGUCGGGGACCUGGUGGGCCUCGAUGCCGAGUUUGUCACUCUGAAUGAGGAAGAAGCAGAGUUACGCAGUGAUGGUACCAAGUCCACCAUUAAACCAAGCCAGAUGUCAGUAGCAAGGAUCACCUGUGUUCGGGGCCAAGGGCCUAAUGAGGGUAUCCCCUUCAUUGAUGACUACAUCUCUACUCAGGAGCAGGUAGUAGAUUACUUGACUCAGUACUCGGGGAUAAAGCCAGGAGACCUUGAUGCCAAAAUUUCCUCCAAGCACCUCACAACUCUCAAGUCUACCUACUUAAAGCUUCGUUUUCUCAUUGACAUUGGAGUGAAGUUUGUGGGUCACGGUCUGCAGAAGGACUUCCGGGUCAUCAACCUCAUGGUGCCCAAGGACCAAGUUCUCGACACAGUCUACCUGUUCCACAUGCCCCGAAAACGGAUGAUUUCCCUACGGUUUCUGGCCUGGUACUUUCUAGACCUGAAGAUUCAAGGCGAGACCCAUGACAGUAUUGAGGAUGCCCGUACAGCGCUUCAACUCUACCGGAAGUAUCUGGAGCUGAGCAAGAAUGGCACUGAGCCCGAGUCCUUCCACAAGGUGCUCAAGGGUCUUUAUGAGAAGGGCCGGAAGAUGGACUGGAAGGUGCCUGAGCCUGAAAACCAGACGAGUCCCAAGAACACGGCUGUCUUCCCCCCAGUGCUGGCACUGUGACCUGUGACCUGCCCUUGCCGUUCAUGUCCUGUGACCCCGACCUGAGAGACGACUUCUCCACCGGCUCUACCCUGUCUGCUUCCAGACCCGGAUCUGCUCAGGGCCUGCAGAUGGUGCUGUUCACAGAACUGGAAAGCAGCAAAGUUGUUGCAAAUGUUCUAGAAGCCAGAUCCCCUCUUUAUCCUCUGCAGACAGUGGGCCAGAAGUAAAGCCCAAACUGACCCAGGAGGGAAGUAAUUGGUUGUUUUAGUUUUUCGAGGCAGGGUUUCUCUGUAGCAAGCUGGAGCCUGUCCUAGAACUCGUUCUGUAGACCAGGCUGGCCUCGAACUCACAGAGAUCCGCCUGCCUCUGCCUCCUGAAAAGUGUGUGCCACCAGUAAUUGGUAUUCUUGAUAAACAUCCUGGGUGAUUGAUAUCUAAACAAAAAGCUCCUAAAGUCAGAACUCUCAGUUCCCAGCCAGCUAGAGAACUGAAGUCCUGGACAGUGAGGGUACAAGAGAUCCAGACAGCUCAAGCCCGGCUUGAGAGGUGGUAGCUGGACAGAUGGACCAGCAUGUCACACGGUGCAGAGGAAGCUGAGCCACGGCCUCACUCCUGAUGCCAGCUCACAAGUAUCUGUCUUCCAUACAUUCUAUCUUGAGUUGUGUUUUAUUUUUUUUAAUUUGCUUAAAACAGCAUGUUUUAUAAAAAUAAAAAUAUUUUUAUCUCAUUAGAAAA